Messenger RNA from Morone saxatilis (striped sea-bass), 6310 nucleotides. It is a transcript of the gene klhl15, whose product is annotated as kelch-like family member 15. Gene Ontology annotation, biological process: nuclear protein quality control by the ubiquitin-proteasome system. The record is from RefSeq and is a predicted model, not a curated record. Gene Ontology annotation, cellular component: nucleus. NCBI's taxonomy places the organism in Eukaryota, Metazoa, Chordata, Actinopteri, Moronidae. Gene Ontology annotation, molecular function: protein binding.
AUGGCCAUGCCACCGCAUGCCGUACGCUUCUUGAGGUCCGGCAUCGAAAACCCGCAUACUUCAUGGUCCGACGCAGCCAGAGCGCCUGGUCCAAGAGGGUUGCGGGGAUUCAAACCGGCCGAGGAACCACGGGAAACACAACACAGGAAAUGCGAGCGGCCCCUUAACGCUCAGCCGGUCGAAGCCUGUGAAUCGUUCGCCCGGGCUCAAAAGUGGUGGAUUGACGCUCAGAAAAAGGCGACUUUGUUAGGCAUCUACUUGGACACAAGGGGCACUAAAGUCUGGUGUGUUAUGUCGGGGGGGCAGAUGUGGAGGUUGUACCUGUCCCAGGUGCACGAUGGGAGUGUGGUCGUCGGGCUUCCGGGCGCUUUACGACGGAGCGGCCUGCUGCUGGAUGUCAACACUGUGAUAGAGGAGCACCCCACUUCCAGGGCCCACAAGGCGCUUUGGCACCCAGAGCGACUACUUUCCGGUCAUGUUCACAGCCGACAUGCGAGAGGAACCAGGACAAGAUCCACGAUGGAAGGGGCUGACAGCCGCGGGGUUCGCGCACAUUCUCCGGUUCAUGUACUACGGCUCCCCUGGAGCUCAGCAUGCCGCAGUGGCCGUUCCAAAGAUGCCUUCAGGGCGGCCAUGUACGUCCAGCUCACGGGCGGGUGGGGAUUCUGCUGCUCCUUCCUGCUGGCCAAGAUCUGUCUGGAGAACUGAUGCGCCGAGGUCAUGCGCCUCCUGGAGGACUUCAGCGUGGGCGUGGAGGGCGUCCAGGAGCAGCUCGACAACUUCCUACUUGACAACUUUGUUCCCCUCAUGAGCCGACCCGACUUCCUGUCCUACCUCAGCCUCGAGAGACUGCAGGCGUACCUGAACAGCGACGCUCUGAGCCGCUUCCCAGAAAUCGAGCUGUAUGAAGCUGUCCAGGCGUGGCUGCGACACGACCGGCGGCGCUGGAGGCACACCGACACCAUCGUCCAGUCCAUCCGCUUCUGCCUCAUGACUCCCGCCAACAUCUUUGAGAAGGUGAAGACGUCAGAGUUUUACCGUUACUCCCGGCAGCUGAGGCAGGAGGUCGAUCAGGCGCUCAGCUACUUCCACGACGUCAACCAGCAGCCUCUGGUGGAGACGCGCUCCAACCGCAUCCGCUCCGUCCGCCCGCAGACCGCCGUCUUCAGGGGAAUGAUCGGUCACAGUAUGGUCAACAGCAAGAUCCUCCUGCUGCAGCGGCCGAAGGUGUGGUGGGAGCUGGAGGGACCUCAGGUGCCGCUGCGACCCGACUGCCUGGCAAUCGUCAACAACUUCGCCUUCCUGUUGGGUGGCGAGGAGCUGGGGCCCGACGGAGAGUUUCACGCCUCCUCCAAAGUCUACCGCUACGACCCUCGCCAGAACUCCUGGCUACGCAUGGCCGACAUGUCCGUGCCGAGGUCGGAGUUCGCCGUGGGCGUCAUCGGCAAGUUCAUUUACGCCGUGGCGGGCCGCACGCGAGACGAGACCUUCUAUUCCACGGAGCGCUACGACAUCACGGAGGACCGGUGGGAGUUCGUGGACCCGUAUCCUGUCAACAAGUACGGCCACGAGGGAACGGUCCUCAACGGUAAACUGUACAUCACCGGCGGCAUCACCUCCUCCUCCACUUCCAAACAGGUGUGCGUGUUCGAUCCGGGGCGGGAGGCGGGAGGAGGAGGAGGCGGCGGCGCGGGAGGAGGAGGCGGCGGCGGAGGCGGCGGCGGCAGCUCGGGCGGGUCAGACGCACACAGGACACGCGCCGGUCGAGGCCCGCUGCUGCCCGGCACCCACGCCAGCUGCUGGGAGAACAAAUCCAAAAUGAACUACGCCCGUUGCUUCCACAAGAUGAUCUCUCACAACGGGAAGCUGUACGUGUUCGGCGGCGUGUGCGUGAUCCUGCGGGCUUCGUUUGAGUCGCAGGGCUGCCCGUCCACCGAGGUGUACGACCCCGACACCGACGAGUGGACCAUCCUCGCCUCCAUGCCCAUCGGGCGCAGCGGCCACGGGGUGGCGGUGUUGGACAGGCAGAUCAUGGUGCUGGGCGGCCUGUGUUACAACGGACACUACAGUGACUCCAUCCUCACCUUCGACCCCGAUGAAAACAAGUGGAAGGAGGACGAGUAUCCCAGGAUGCCUUGCAAACUGGACGGUCUGCAGGUGUGCAGUCUGCACUUCCCAGAGUAUGUGCUAGAGCACGUCAGACGCUGCAGCUGAGGUCUGCUCCACAACAAUCCUUUUUAUAGAAAUGGGAAUGCACUGCUCGAGGACUGAGUCUCCCACUGGGAGAUCAGGUGUUUACAGGUGGGAGACUCGACUGAUGCAGGCUUUUAAUCUAGAGACCAGCACUUGCCUAAAGGUUAAAGGUGAGGUAAAGAUGGCCGGGCCAUAGAUUUUGCUGUUCUCAAUGAAGCCAAUCGAAGCGUGGCGAGACGUCACAUGUUAACAGUCAGCUUGAACACUUUCAGAAUUAGCUUUCUCAGAAAAAUUAAGAAAAAUUAUUUGUGGGGAGACAAAAAAAAACCAAGUUCUGCUGGUUUAUGUUUGGACUGUGGUCAGUUCCCUAUUCUACUACUCACCUCCUGUAUUUAGGCUGUCCAGUCAGGCUUAAUGCAGAAACGCACUGGAAGCUUCAGAUUCACACAUUUACAGACGUAUUUGUUGGAUUUCACUCUCAAACAAACCUGCGUCACAAACGUAUCUGAAUCAGGUUUCUUCUGCUUUCGUAGCAUCCGUUGACCUAAAGGCAAACAAACAGAGAAAAAAGGCCCUAUAAGAUAUAUAACAGCCAGUUUAAAGCAUACAAUUAGGUAUAUAAACCAAAUAUGAACACUAUAUACUGUAGUGUAGCUCAUUUCAUAGCCUGUCUUUAAGUGUACGAAGCAGACGGUCGAGAGAGAUCCCUCAAACUGACACCACAGAUCCAGCUCUCGCUUCCAGUGCGUUCCAGCUUUUUAGUCCCAAUUCUGCUCUUUACUCCCAGAUAUCCACCAUAACUGUGCUCAUGUUCAUAUAACAUCACCGUGUCUUUCUGUGCCCCCUCUCCUUCCUCUGUCUGAGUGUGUGUGUGUGUGUGUGUGUGUGUGUGAGAGAGAGAGAGCUGAAUCCAAGGUUGAGAGGAAAACACUACAUGGUACACGAGGGCUCAUCCUCCAUUCGGUGAUGUGACCGGGACUCGAAGGUUAAAGGACGUCGUCUGUAUCCGUCUAGUCACUGGCAGUGCUUUAUUUACUCUCGUCUACAUUCCCUUUGCACUUUAUUGGUUCUUGUUGCAGCUCUCGGGGUGUAAAUGCACAGUUUUACCAGCUCACCUUCACAAAGCAGCUGUAGUGUUACAACAUGCUGUAAUGUUACGGUGUCUGAAAUUAAUGUCCUGGCUCAACUGUUCCCGCUCUCACAGCUGGAUUAUACGUUUAAGACGCGUUGGGCCUCACGCAACAACAUCUUCUUCUCAACCUAAAGUUGUUUUCUCCUGUCAGGUUUGCUCUUAGACGAGGCGCUCGAUCGGGAGAUUUCACGCCGUUCGAAGGCUGCCGGUUCUGAUCCGUUCGUGGGAAGUUUUUCAUCACGUCCUGGAAUAUCUGUACGUUUAGAGACCAGUUUUCCAAUCAUGGAAACAGCUGGAACUUGAUUAAACUGACCAAAUAUGCUGGAAAUAAUGUGUUUUGUGCACCUAUGCAAACGUAGGUGUGUGUUUUGUUUGAAACCCGACUGCUGGUGGGUUAAACUCUAAACGUAUGACGCUUUUUAAAGCAGGUUUAUCAGAUGCAAAGUGGAAAGAAAGAAAUGAAUAAUAAAUAAAGCCAUCAAAGGUCAAAUUCACAUUUGUUCUUGUGCUUGAUAAACAUGCACAGCGAUCAGUCUUUAUAGCUUUAAUAGAAGAAUUUGCUAUAAAAUAACUUCUACUUGAGUCGAUUGUGAGCCUUACAGGUGAACUAUAGCUCAGGUGAAACGAGUUGUGUGGAGACUCUAACGGAUCUUUUUGUACGAGUGGUUCUUGCGUGAGGCCCGUUGUUUACUCUGUACUUUGCUCUUCACAUUUCAUCUUCCUCGCGUACAAACCAGGUUGUGUGUAUUUGAAUCCGACCGACGGAGCUCAACAAAUUACCAGCCAGUGUUUUUGAUGAUUGUUUUUUUUUAUUUUUUGCCAGUAUGUGAACCAAAGCUGAACUUUACCGGCCUCUUGCAGUCAGCGGUGUUAAUUUCAGACAGUGAAGUGUCACCUGGAGUGCUUCAGUCACAUCCGUUCUUUUAGCCGGUUCAAUAUUUCUUCUGUCACAUGUACUGUAAUAGCUUUCUCAUCUAAGCAGCUCAACGCCUCGAUCCUGCAGCCGAGCACGCCCUGCUCGAUUACCAGCUCCUCCUUUCUCACCAGGUCCUCUCUACAUAUUUAUAUCUCCUUUUUUUUAUUUUUUAUUUCCCAUGAGCCAACUGUGAAAAGGGCUAGAACACAUACUGAUGCAGUUCCGUAUGUCGGCCGCGUAUUUAAGUUAUUUAUUUUCUGAAGUAUUGCUUUCACCGAGCUAUGCAGUAACAGACGUAGGGUUAUUUAUUAAGACAAGCAUUUUCAGUGUGAAUCGUGUUGUUUUUUUUUUUUUCAAAAUUGUACUUUUGUCGUCUUCUCUGGUUUCAUCCUCGACCCGUCUGCCCCGUCCUCCUCAGCGGCGCUGCAUGUGGCUAAUGAAUGGAUGCUUUGAGUCUUUCUUCCAGUGUACACUGACCAGACUGCAGGUACAAUUUUAAAAGGAGGGUUACUGGUGUUAUUUAAAAAUUACGGCCCCCAUUUUUACCGCAACUUUACAUUUUCCUGUACGCAAAAAGUGUCAUUCAGAUUAAUCAUCAUUUCUUAAAUACAGAUUGUAGGCAGCAUGUUUUUUUUUUGAGGGAAUCAGGCUUCAGUUUUCUUCCUGAUAUGAAAAUAAUCUGGUGUUCUCCUUUUAAUUAAUGGAUCUUUGUAUCAACGAUGUCCCUGCUGUCCACACAGACCCCUCCAGUCUACAGCUUCAUGAUGCCACUGGGGUUUGUUUAUUGGGGGGAAGUCUUUGUGGCACCGGUAGGAAUCUUAGAUUGUGUAAAUUCCCCGUGUUGACGCCUCCUCAGUGGUGAGAAGUUGUGUGUUUCUCACUGUGGACUUGAAAAAUGUUUUGAGGAAAUACAGUAGAUGCAUUGGCGAUUAUUUUCCUAAUCAAUUCAUUGUUUAGUCAAUAAAAUGUCGUCAAAUAAAAGUGGAGAAUGACUUUUUGUUUUGUUGGAUCAAUAAUCCAGAACUCAAAGAUCGAUUAUUUACGGUUUUAUAUGUGACACAGAAAAGCAGCAGAUCCUCAGAUUUGGGAAACUACAACCAGCAAAUGUUUAUUUUUACUUUAAAAUGAUCAAAAUAGUUGCAGAUUAACUUAAUUUCAAUAGAUUAAUUGAUUAAUUGACUAAUCAUUGCAGCUCUAAUAUACAGCCAUUACUCUAAAGAUGUUUCAUUUUUUCCUUUCCGAUUACAACUGAUCGGCCAAUCGAACACAUAUUACAACAAAAUGUAUGUAUAUUAUAUAUUUAUUUUAUAUUAUUAUUAUUAGCACAUACUGCUAAGCCUGUAUAAUUAAUUAAACUCUUGGUAAGAGUCAUUUAAAGCAGCAUCAGACGUGUCUUUUUACAAACAUUUUGCCAAUAAAAACCUGGUAAACAGAAGCUAAAUUAAAAUAAUGGUUCAAACUAAAACAAUCUUAGCUUUCAAACUGUAUUUCCUCACAUUUUUCCUGCCAUUAAACAUGUUUAUUAUUCAGAUCCGCACCUAAAUUUACACCUAAAACUGCUUUUCUUCCCAUAUUCCAGUUUGUUUUUCUUGUCACUUCUAAUGUUUGAACUCCAAAACCUUCAGAAUAACCGCAGACGGCAGCAACGCUCACCCUGAGGCAGGUCUGCUUUAACUCCACGUCCCUUUAUAUGUCACUGUAGUCUGCAGCUGAUAUCAUCUACAUCACAUCUGCCACUCUGCAGUCCUCUCGCUGCUCCUCCUCCUCCUCCUCUUCCUCCUCUCAUGUUGCUGUUAAAAGAACAAAAGUGUAACCGUUAAAGUACUACUGUCCUGAGUUGAGGCACAUUCAGUCAUAGCAGCAUCCUUUAGUCCACCACGUCUUCAGUCUGUCAGUAGGAAAACAGAAUAGAGGAUUUAAAAAAAACAAACAAAAAAAACAUACCUUGCUACAACGACUGUAUCCGAAAAAGAAAGUAAAAUCAGAUUAACAUAUCUUAUAAUCUGAGUAGAAACUCUUUGGAAACGAUUUGUAACUUCUUUCCAGAAAUAAAUGUUCAUAUUGGUCAA